AUGUGGAAAUUUUCCAUGGAUGAUUUACAGAACCGGACGCCAUCUCGUCCUCUGAUCUCUUAUCAAGAAGAAGUGAAGGACCGGUUUUUGCUUUGCAAAUUCAUACUAGACCUUGGGCUGCUCGCAAUAGCCUCACUUUACCUUGCUGGAAAGGUCGAGGAGACCCCACGCAAGAUCAAGGAAAUCCUUACCAUCUACUUUGAUGGUGAUGAAGGCCUUCAAAAGAUCUUAAUUGAUGACGUUAAGGUGCUCGAUAUGGAAUUCAUGCUGCUUGAAACACUUUGCUUUGACCUGGCUGUUGAACAGCCAUUCAAAUACCUAAAGGAAAUUCUGAUUUCUCGGUCGAUCUCCCAAGAGAUAUCGCAGGCUGCCUGGCGGAUUCUGAGCGACUGCCCCUUGGUGCUUUUAUAUGAUCCGCCCUUGCUGGCAGCAGCUUCCUUUUGGAUAUCCAUAUCCAAAAGACUGGCGUCAAAGGAGGCCGAUGAGCAUAUAUCGACGGUGGUACCUGAUGCAGAGCAAAGGCGUCUCGUUCUUGAAGUUAUUGUUCCACAGCUCCUUGCCUUCUACAAGGAGGUGGUAAAGGAAGGAUGCGUCGCAGUGGGGCCAAUGGAUAGCCCAUGCCCUCCCUUGUAA
Molecule: messenger RNA, 633 nt
Organism: Mitosporidium daphniae
Lineage: Eukaryota; Fungi; Microsporidia
Exons: 4
Coding region: 1-633 (210 amino acids)
Biological process (GO): regulation of transcription by RNA polymerase II
Cellular component (GO): nucleus
Molecular function (GO): cyclin-dependent protein serine/threonine kinase regulator activity
Source: RefSeq, a predicted model, not a curated record